Molecule: messenger RNA, 689 nt
Organism: Cyanistes caeruleus (blue tit)
Lineage: Eukaryota; Metazoa; Chordata; Aves; Passeriformes; Paridae
Source: RefSeq, a predicted model, not a curated record
AUGGGGGCUCGGGGGCAGCACAAAGUCCAAGGACCGAAGCCCGAGGCCCGAAACCCGAGGCCCAAAGCCCCGCAGCCCCUGCCGCCCUCGGGAGGAGCCCUCGGAACCGGGCCCGGCUCCGCCCCCGCCCAGGCCCCGCGCGGUGCGGCGCCGAUCGCGAUCCGGGCUGGUUCCGGUGUGCGCGGUUCCGGUCCGGGCUGGUUCCGGUGUGCGCGACAUCUGAUCCGCUCCAUCAAUGACCCCGAGCACCCGCUCACCCUGGAGGAGCUGAACGUCGUCGAGCAAGUGCGAGUGAAAGUGAGCGAUGCCGAGAGCACGGUGUCGGUGGAGUUCACCCCCACCAUCCCACACUGCAGCAUGGCCACCCUCAUCGGCCUCUCCAUCAAGGUCAAACUGCUCCGCUCUCUGCCCGAGAGAUUCAAGCUGGAUGUUCAUAUAACACCAGGAACUCAUGUCUCUGAGCACGCAGUUAACAAACAGCUCGCAGAUAAAGAACGUGUGGCAGCUGCUUUGGAAAACUCUCACCUGCUGGAAGUGGUGAAUCAGUGUUUGUCUGCUCGGUCAUAAUUGCCUGGUGAGGAAAUCAUUGGUAUUCUGAUCUAUUAAACUUAUUUUGUAUAUAAGUGGUGAUGUUACAAUUUACAUAAACCUAUGAGCAAAAUAAAGUCACUUAAAUUCUCUUGAGGAAA